UUCGCACGCACAUUGCGCAGGAAACUAGGUCGUCAUUCUACCAGCUGAAGCUCAGAGAAGGUAGUUACGGCCGGUUUUAUAAACUGGGUCGCUGUAUCAUGGCUCUCAGAAGUUUGCUCAGGAGAAAUCUAGGUGGAAAACAAUGUGGAUGUUUCUACAGUUCUAUCCCAGAUAUGCCUCCUGCGGGAUUCACUCCCCAGAAAUACCAGGGCAUAUCUUAUGAUGAUGCAAUGAAAGUCAGAAAGUCCCAUCUGACCCCUGCCCUUUUGACCUAUUACAAGAAUCCAAUCAUGAUUGUUCAGGGUCACAUGCAGUGGCUCUGGGACACGGAGGGGAAGAGAUACUUGGAUUUGUUUGGGGGCAUUGUCACUGUUAGCGUGGGGCACUGCCACCCGAAGGUUACAGAGAGAGCUAAGAAACAAAUGGAUAACCUGUGGCAUACAACUAACAUUUAUCUUCAUCCAACUAUCCAUGAAUAUGCUGAAAAGCUGGCCUCUAAAUUACCUGGGAAUUUAAAGGUUGUAUAUUUCACAAACAGUGGGUCUGAAGCCAAUGAUCUAGCAGUACUGAUGGCCAGGAUGCACACUGGUGUGUUUGACAUUAUCUCACUCAGGAAUGCAUACCAUGGUGCUAGUCCAUACCUCAUGGGUCUAACCGCUAUGUCUACAUGGAGGUUCAAUGUACCCACUGGAUUCGGCAUUCAUCAGUCCAUGAAUCCUGACCCCUACCGAGGCCCCUGGGGAGGAGCAAACUGUAGGGACUCUCCCUCCCAGACCCUGAGGUCCUGUGACUGUGGGGCGGGGGAGUGUAAGGCCGGGGUGAAGUACGUUGAACAGCUGGAGGAUGUGUUGAGGUUCUCCAUGCCCAAAGACAAAUGUGGGGCAUUCUUUGCUGAAUCCAUUCAGGGAGUAGGUGGAACAACACAAUUUCCAAAGAAUUUCUUGAAAAGGGCAUUUGAAAUGGUCAGAGCAAAAGGAGGAAUUUGUAUAUCAGAUGAGGUCCAAACAGGAUUUGGAAGGUUGGGCGAACAUUUCUGGGGAUUUGAAAACCAUGGUGUUGUUCCAGAUAUUGUUACAAUGGCAAAGGGUAUUGGGAAUGGUUUUCCCUUGGCAGCAGUGGUCACCUCCCCUGAAAUUGCCUUAUCCAUGGCAAAGGCCCUGCAUUUUAAUACCUACGGAGGGAACCCCCUGGCCUGUGCUGUAGGAUCCGCUGUGUUAGAUGUGAUCAAGGAAGAAAAAAUCCAGGAGAACGCAGCCUCUACUGGGACCUACUUCAUUUUGGAACUCAGAAAAAUGAUGGAUGAAUUUGAAAUUAUAGGGGAUGUCAGAGGGAAAGGCUUAAUGAUUGGAAUAGAACUAGUCAAAGAGAGGGAAACCAUCACACCGUUACCUGUUGAGGACGUAAACAAGAUCUGGGAAUUCCUGAGAGAACACGGCAUCUUAGUGGGAAAAGGAGGGAUAUUUGGAAAUGUUCUUCGCAUCAAACCCCCCAUGUGUAUUUCUAAGGCUGAUGUGGAUUACACCAUAGCAGUUCUAAGAGAGGCAUUGAAAGCACUUUCUUGAUAGCUU
Molecule: messenger RNA, 1568 nt
Organism: Saccostrea cuccullata (small rock oyster)
Lineage: Eukaryota; Metazoa; Mollusca; Bivalvia; Ostreida; Ostreidae
Product: alanine--glyoxylate aminotransferase 2, mitochondrial-like
Exons: 14
Coding region: 99-1562 (487 amino acids)
Biological process (GO): glyoxylate catabolic process
Cellular component (GO): mitochondrion
Molecular function (GO): L-alanine:glyoxylate transaminase activity; pyridoxal phosphate binding
Source: RefSeq, a predicted model, not a curated record